This is a messenger RNA of Archocentrus centrarchus (flier cichlid), 2386 nucleotides long. RefSeq names its product pumilio RNA-binding family member 3 (gene pum3). Gene Ontology annotation, biological process: regulation of translation. The transcript is spliced from 18 exons. The record is from RefSeq and is a predicted model, not a curated record. Gene Ontology annotation, cellular component: nucleolus. NCBI's taxonomy places the organism in Eukaryota, Metazoa, Chordata, Actinopteri, Cichliformes, Cichlidae. The coding region runs from base 72 to 2018 and encodes 648 amino acids. Gene Ontology annotation, molecular function: mRNA binding.
ACGCUUUCUGCCGUAAACUGUGCCGCUUGCAGAACGCAUGGGACGGAGCUGGGACAGCGUGUAGGUCUGAAAUGAUGGAAACUCAAUCCAAAAAGCCUUUUUCUCCUAAAGAUGGAAAGAAGUUCAUGCAGAAAGGAAAGGGAAAAGAUUCCACAGGGACCAAAUUUGGUGGAAAACCAGGCAGCAAAAAGCCCUUCAAACCGUACAACAACGCAGAGAGGAAGAGCCGACCGGGGAAGGGUUGGGAUGGCCGCAAGAAGGAAGCAAAGUUUUCUUUCUCCAAAGCCGGGAAGAGGAAACUGUCAGAUGUUAAAGAUGAAGAAGGGGAGGGCGAAGGUGAGAAAACCCCAACAAACCCUGGAGUUGGUUGCAAUAAGAAGCUGACCGAGGAGGAGCUGAAGAAGAACAGGCAGCAGAGGAAGAAGGAGCUGAAGAGGAACCGACAGGAAGCGGAGAGGAAGGACAUGUUCGAGAUCAUCAAUCAGUCCAAACACAUGUGGGGAGACCUCAGGAGGAAGAACUGCAACAAGGACCAGAAGAAGAAACUGCUGAGGGAGCUUCGUGAUCUGAUCCACGGAAAGAUCAAACAGAUGGCGUUUGCUCACGACGCCGUGCGAGUGCUGCAGUGUUACGUUCAGUUCUGCAACCACGAGCAGAGACAGGAAGUGUUUGAGGAGCUCAAAGAUGAAAUCCUGAGUUUGAGCAAGUCACAGUACGGCAGACAUGUGGUGAAAAAGCUGCUGAUGUACGGCAACAAGGAGCUGCUGGCGGCUGUGAUGAACAAAUUUAAAGGUUACGUGCGGCAGAUGCUCCGGCACGCCGCCGCCUCGACCAUCAUCGAGUACGCGUACAAUGACAAAGCGGUGCUCGCACAGAGGAUCAUGCUCACGGAUGAGCUGUACGGCAACACCUACACCGUUCUGCAAGUCAUACGAGUUAACACCCUCGAGAAAGUCGUGAGGAUGAACCCGGACAAGCUGAACAACAUCAUUGACGAGAUGAAGCAGAUUCUCACACCCAUGGCCCAGAAGGAACAGGUGAUCAAACACUCUCUGGUCCACAAAGUCUUCCUGGAUUUCUUCCAGUUUGCACCUGAGAAACCGAGAACGGAGAUGAUCGAGUCCAUCAGGCAGUCGGUCGUCUACAUGGCCCACACGCACGACGGAGCCCGAGUGGCGAUGAACUGCCUGUGGCACGGCACAGCCAAGGACAGAAAAGUCAUCAUAAAAACUAUGAAGACCUUCAUGGUGAAGUUUGCCACGGGGGAGUUCGCUCACCUGGUUCUCUUGGCCAUAUUCGACUGUGUGGACGACACCAAGCUGGUCAAACAGGCCGUGCUCUCAGAGAUCCUAGCAUCUCUGGAAGAAGUCAUGGGUAACAAGUACGGUAAGAAGGUUCUGGUUUACCUGCUGAGCCCCAGAGACCCUGCUCACCUGCUGCCGGAGAUCAUCAAGAUGUUGGAGCAAGGAGAUGGAAACGCACACAGUAAAAAGGGUGCAGCGACUCGGAGGAAGGAGCUGCUGGACGUCGUCUCCCCACCGCUGCUGGAGUACCUCCGUAACAAUGCAGCCACCAUGGCGAUGGACAAGGCGACCAGCGUCACCAUCAGCGACAUCCUGGCGUCGGCCUGCGGGGACCUGCGGCCCGCCAUGACGGCUGUGGCUCAGCUGGCCAAUCAGGAGUUAGUGCCAGGAGGGAUUAAAGGCCAGCUUCACAUGGCGGAGCAUCCAGCAGGACACCUGGUGCUGAAGUGGCUCAUAGAGCAGGACGUCACGCUGGCAGAGGCCGGCAAGGAAGAGCGGUUUGGGAGGAUCCUGGUGGACACAGUUGGGACAGAUAAGAUGAAAAGCUGGGCCAAAGUCAACAGAGGAGCCAUGGUGCUCUGCAGUCUCCUGAACAGCUGCGAUAAGUCUGUGGCUGCGGAGGUGAAGGCGGCGCUGGAGUCCAUCAGGUCGGAGCUCAGCAGCAUCAGCAACAACAAAGGGGUGGAGAUCCGGCUGGAGAAUCUGAACAAGUAGACUUCUUCUCCCAAACAAACUGCUGAUGUUAAACGCGGCACCGACGCCCGCGUGACUGCGAGCGAUUCUGGAAGCAAAUGGGAACAUUUUUCAGGAAGAGGAUACGACCUGACACACUGCCGUGUAAUUUCAGUGAUGGGAACUGGAUUUGAAUCUGGGAAAUAAGGAAAAGUGUUUGGAAGAGGAAAACCGAUCGUUCACAUUAAAAGCAUAAACUGAACGAUCUGACAGACGGACACCGAAGUGUUUUGGUCACUGAGGUGAGCUCGGAUUCAUCCGGUCAGCCCUCACAUUUGUUAGAUUUUAUAUGUUGUGAGUGAUCAGCUGCAAAGAAAAUGUUUGCAAAAUAAAGACUAUUGUGAUAAUUA